Molecule: messenger RNA, 4074 nt
Organism: Poecilia latipinna (sailfin molly)
Lineage: Eukaryota; Metazoa; Chordata; Actinopteri; Cyprinodontiformes; Poeciliidae
Gene: dis3l2
Product: DIS3 like 3'-5' exoribonuclease 2
Exons: 21
Coding region: 12-3341 (1109 amino acids)
Biological process (GO): miRNA catabolic process; mRNA catabolic process
Cellular component (GO): P-body
Molecular function (GO): RNA binding; 3'-5'-RNA exonuclease activity
Source: RefSeq, a predicted model, not a curated record
AUAACCAACCAAUGACGACGGAGGAAGUGAGUGCAUGGUAUCAUUGCAACGUUCUAGCGACAAAAGUUAGCUUCAUAUCAUUUACAUCACAGUCAACGAGAGAUAUCAACUGUUCAUUGUUUUCAUGUCGUGGCAGAAAAAGCCCCUUUAAGGACUGUCUUAUGGAUCCUGCUCAGCAGUCUAACAAGGCCAAGCGGAAUCAAGGGAUGAGGCGCAGCCAGAAUCAGUCGGCGACCCCUCCUCCAAAAGACGCCUACGCCAGGCUGCUGAGCCAGCACCGCAGCAGUAUGUUCACUUCCUACCUAGCACAGUACGCACAGGACUCGUUAACCCAAAAAGAGGCAAACGACUCCAGUGCGUCGCUCCAAGCCCACAGUGACGGGCUUAACUUGCCACAACAAAAAAAGGACCAUGUGCUGAUCGAGUUCCCCGACUCAAGCGACUUCUCUCCGUCCUCAAAAAACAAAGGGGAAGAGAGUUCACUGUCCUUGUAUAUGGAGAAGUUAAGCACUCACUGUGACCAGCGGGAGUGCGAAAGGAAGCCGGGUGUGAAUGAGAGACAACGACGGGGCCAGAGGAGGGACACCACCACCAGCCAGGACGGAGACAUCGAAUCCGGAGAGGAGCUUGCCUGUUCGCGAAGCAACGGCCCAAAGAAACACCAGAAACAGCAAAAGAAGAGGGAUGAUCCGAACAGAAACGCUGGCCCCACGGCAGCCGAGGCGUAUGCCGGGCCUCAGACCCCAACAGCGAAUGCUGGCGUAAGCGAGCAGGAGCAAGAGAAAGGGAAGAAGUCAAAGAAGAAAAACCAACUGAAGAAGCCAGAGGCGGAGAAAAACAGGGAAGCGGUUUUAAAAUUAUCCGCUGAUCCUCAAAUACAGAGUCCUAAACCAAAUCAGGGUAAAAGUGGAAAACCUCAGCAGCCUGCAGGAGUAAAUUCUCCAGGCGAGAAGGGCAAGAACAAAGGAGACAGGAGAUCGAAGAAGCAGGUGUUUGAGUCCUACAUGAGCUUGGAGGAGGUUUCCCAUGGCCUGAAAAGAGGAGAGCUUCACCAGGGACAAUUAAGAAUCAAUCCCAAGAAUUACAACGAAGCCUUUAUUCCGUCUCCUGACGACACGCGCGAUAUAUUCCUGGACGGAGUUGUUGCCCGCAACAGGGCGCUUAACGGAGACAUAGUGGUGAUUCAGAUUCUCCCUCAGGAACAGUGGAAGGUGGUGAAGUCUGAUUCCGACUGCGAUGGCACCAGUGAGUUGGACACACAGACGGAGCAUGUGCCGCGAACGGCCCAGAAGAGCGCAGGGCAUGGCCCGAGUCCUGAUGUCAAAGUGGAGGACCAGUCAAGCGACCCGGAGGAACUGCUGAGGAAACGUCCUGAUGUCUCUUGCGCUGACACGGGGGAACAUCUGGAAGAUCCUUCAACACCCCAAGCCAACGCUGACAUCCUCCAAAAGACGGCUAAAGUGGUUUACAUCGUUGAGAGAAAACACUCCCGAGCCGUCACCGGCCACCUGAAGUUCCUACCAGACAAGCCCUUCGCCAUGUUCUCUCCCGUAGACCACCGGGUGCCACGAAUAAACGUCAAACUCGACGACUGUCCCAUGGAGUUCAGAGCCAAUCCGGGCGACUUCGCCAAGACCCUGUUGAUCUGCCGGAUCACCGACUGGCCAGUCGACAGCAACUUUGCCGAAGGCCGACUUGCUAAGACCCUGGGUCAAGCAGGAGAGAUUGAGCCGGAGACUGAAGGAAUCAUGAUCGAGUACAACGUGGAUUUUUCUGAGUUCCCACAAGAGGUGUUGGACUGUCUUCCUAAGACGCUCCCGUGGACCAUCCCACCAGAGGAGAUUGAAAAGAGGAGGGACCUCCGGAAGGAGUGUAUCUUCACGAUCGAUCCUGCCACUGCCAGAGAUCUGGACGACGCCCUGUCUUGUAAACAACUCCCAGACGGCAACUUUGAGGUCGGAGUUCACAUUGCUGACGUCAGCUACUUUGUGAAGGAGGGCACCCCGCUUGACAACAUGGCCUCCCAAAGAGCCACCAGCGUUUAUCUCGUUCAAAUGGUGGUGCCCAUGCUGCCCAGGCUGCUGUGCGAGGAGCUGUGCAGCCUGAAUCCUCUCACCGACAGACUCACCUUCUCCGUCAUCUGGAAACUCACACCUGAGGGAAAGAUCCUGGACGAGUGGUUCGGCCGCUCGGUCAUGCACUCCUGCGUGAAGCUGAGCUACGACCACGCUCAGCGAUUGAUCGAGGCUCCCGAGAGGUUAUUCCCUCCCGACGAGCUUCCGCCCAUCGACGCCGAGCACACCGUCGACGAGAUCCACCAGGCCGUGCUCCACCUGCACUCUAUCGCCAAGAACCUUCGAGCUCAGCGCUUUCUAGGGGGCGCUCUUAGACUGGACCAGCCGAAACUUUCUUUCACACUUGACAAAGAGACCAUGAUGCCCCAAGGUUGUUACAUUUAUGAAUACAGAGACUGCAACAAGCUGGUGGAGGAGUUCAUGCUGCUGGCCAACAUGGCCGUAGCGACCCACAUUUACAGGACGUUCCCUACGCUGGCGCUGCUGCGGCACCACCCGCCACCCAAAGCCAAGCUGGUGAAGGAGCUGGAGGUUCUGUGCAACCAGUUGGGCCUGAACAUGGACUUCACCUCUGCAGGAACCAUACACAAGAGCCUCUGUGCCAUUUAUGGAGAUGACGAGUACUCGGUCUACAGGAGACAAGUCCUUAAUAACAUGUGCUCCAGACCCAUGCAGCUGGCCUUGUACUUCUGUACCGGUACGAAGCUGCUGAAGGAACAUUUUCAUCACUACGCUCUCAACGUUCCCCUCUACACACACUUCACAUCGCCCAUCAGGCGCUACCCUGACAUCAUCGUGCACCGGCUGCUGGCGGCGUCUCUGAACCUGGGGCCUCGUUUGGGCCUGUCGGCAGAGGAAGUCCAAAUACGGGCAUUGCACUGCAACGAUAAGAAGACUUUGUCCAAGAAAGUGCAGGAGCUCAGCUCAGAGCUUUACUUCGGAGUGUUUGUGAAGGAGUGCGGCCCUCUGGAGUCCAAAGCCAUGGUGAUGGCUGUGCUGGAUAAGUCCUUUGACGUUCUGGUUCUCAAAUAUGGAGUCCAGAAACGGAUCUACUGCAAGUCCAUCGCGGGCCUGGACUCGUACCGCUUCCAGAAGGCGGAGAAGGUCCCGCAGCUCCUGCUGGUCUGGACGAGUGACGAUGAAGAAAGUUCCCCUGUGGAGCAGGUAAUUUCCAUCUUCUCUGUGGUGGACGUGCAGCUCAAGGCGGAUGAAGUGCCUCUGAAAUACAGCGCGCUGCUCAAGAGGCCAGAAAAUGUUGCUUCAUAAAACACCUUGCAGAAAAUUGAGACUUGCACAUUUUCGCUUUGUUAAAUAGGAGUGUGAUUGUGAGCUUAGACGUGGUGCUGCGUUGUAGCCGCCGUCACAUCAGAGUCAAACCUCAGCACAACUCCUGUGAAAGGAAGUGAUUUCAUGAAGGUUUAGUUUUAGUUUUGAGUCUUUUUAACUGACCUCACUCAGCAGCUGCCCACUUUCCAAGGUUGUAGGCUCCUAGAAAACGUUUCCACCACCAUAUAGCAGAAAUGUUUCAGUGUUUCCCAGCUCUCUUUAUAUCGUACAAACUUCAUCUAUAUCUUUUACUUCACUAAGUUAUUUUCCAGUUAGUGUUCUGGAAAAUGGUCAGCUGCAGUGUGAAUCCUGCUGCAAGGUGUUAAGUGUUUCUGUGUCCAAGGAAGAUUCAGACACUUUUCUGGAACUUUCUGAACAUGGCAGAAAUGAUCUUUUAUUAUUCUUUUGACCAGAUUAGGUCAGUUUUGACGUGCUAUGAUUUUGGUUUAGUUUCAUUUAUGAAACCAGAUUUUUAAACCUUGUUUCAGUUUGACAUUGGUGGCAUUUUUCUAUAAAAAAGGGAGGAAAAAAGCCUUUGUGUUAGUUGCACCCACACAAGAACUCGUGUUGUAUUGCACUCUACCAGCUUUUGCGCUCGGUUUAUUUUCUGUGACUCGGACGAAUUCUGACCAGCAUGACUCAAAUAAUGAAAUGAUAGCAAACUUGUAUCAUA